Messenger RNA from Ictidomys tridecemlineatus (thirteen-lined ground squirrel), 2562 nucleotides. It is a transcript of the gene Gpkow, whose product is annotated as G-patch domain and KOW motifs. Lineage: Eukaryota; Metazoa; Chordata; Mammalia; Rodentia; Sciuridae. Gene Ontology annotation, molecular function: nucleic acid binding. Gene Ontology annotation, biological process: mRNA splicing, via spliceosome. Gene Ontology annotation, cellular component: spliceosomal complex. The record is from RefSeq and is a predicted model, not a curated record.
CCUUCCUCGCGGGCCCUGGCCCCCCGGGGGCUGCUGGCGCGGCUAGACUCGCGCCCCCUGGCGGCUGGAGCUGCUGCAGAUGAGUGGGCGCUGGUACGCAGGGCGGGCGACACUUUGCGCCUGCGCCACAAGGAGGGUUAGGCUCGGCUUGCUCCUGAGAAGCUUAAGAUAGCGACGAUUGCUUCCCACGGCCCCUAGUCGGCCUUCGCCUGACGAAGCCGCAAUGUUUUAUGGGAAAGGUAGUUCUACUACUCAUCGGCCAGCCGCUAGCGAAUUUAAUCGAAACUAAACUUCCCAGCAAGCAUUGCGCCAACCUGGGAACCCGGGCAAGAUGGCGGACGCAGAAGAUGAUGCUUUGCCGUCAGCUGCAGGUUCAACUGCUCCAAUUUCAUUCGGCUUCACUCGCACGUCCACCCGGAGGCGUCUUGUGGACCCGAAAGACGGCGAGAGGUCGGCCCCAGAGAAGGAUUUCUUGAAGACUGUGGAAGACAGGGAACUGCAGAGUGUGAAGCCCACAGAAGCCCCCAAAGAGCUGGUCAUCCCAUUGAUCCAGAAUGGCUAUCGAAGGCAGCCACUGGCCCAGAUGACUGGGCCAUCCACAGAUACUGAGGCCUUGGUGGAUGGAGUGCUGUCCCAGGCAGUGAAGGAACUCAUUGAGGAAUCCAAGAAGUCUCUGGAGGAGAGAGAGAAUGCGGGUGUCGACCCCAGGCUUGCUAUCCCCAUGAUCCAGAAAGGAUGCACCCCCAACAGGAAAGAGGAAGACAGCGAACCCCAGGCUGAGACAGUGCCAGAGGAAGCUGAUUAUGAGGCAGUCCCUGUCGAGGCCUAUGGGCUGGCCAUGCUGCGGGGCAUGGGCUGGAAACCUGGUGAGGGCAUCGGCCGCACUUUCAAUCAAGUAGUGAAGCCCCGUGUCAAUUCACUGAGGCCCAAGGGGUUAGGGCUGGGUGCAAACUUGACUGAGGCCCAGGCCUUGGCCUCCACUGGCUCGAACACCCUACUGAGGCCAGAUGGGGAGCAAGAAAAAGAUAAGGAAGACCAGCCUCAAGGGCUCGUGCCUGGAGGAGCAGUGAUGGUUCUUUCUGGCCCUCACCGAGGCCUCUAUGGAAAGGUGGAAGGCCUAGAUCCUGACAAUGUGCGGGCCAUGGUCCGUCUAGCUGUCGGCAGCCGCAUGGUGACUGUUAGUGAGUACUGUCUGCGACCUGUUUCCCAGCAGGAGUUUGACAGAAACUCCCUGCAUAUUGGCCAGGUGAGCAGAACUUCACUGGGACAACAGAAUGGAACAGGCUCAUCACGGAAGGCCCUCCAGAAUCAAGACCUCCAUGUCCGCUGGGAAGACUCAGAGAGGAAGCGGAAACACCCUCCAGACCGGAAUGAUGGGCCUGCAGCCAAGAAUAAGAAAGCAACCCCCAUGACCCAGCACUGGUUACACAGGGACCUGCGUGUGCGGUUUGUGGACAAGCUACACAAGGGUGGCCAGUAUUACAACACCAAGAUGACAAUUGAAGAUGUCUUGAGCCCAGACACCUGUGUGUGUCGGACAGAUGAAGGCCGAAUCCUAGAAGGCCUGAGGGAAGACAUGCUGGAGACCCUGGUUCCCAAGGUAGAGGGCAACCGUGUGAUGGUGGUACUGGGGCCACAGGCUGGAAGAGUGGGACACUUGCUGAGCCGAGACCGAGCAAAGAGCCGGGCUUUGGUGCAACUGCGGAGAGAUAAGCAGUUGGUAGAGCUUCACUAUGAUGCUGUCUGCCAAUAUAUGGGCCCAAGUGACUCAGAUGAAGACUGACCCGUGGGACCACUACCAUCCCAUAGGCUGUUGCCAGUUUUGUACUGUCUGACAAAGUUGCCUUCAGGAAUACAAGAAGAUAAUUGCUCCAUUCUCCCUUGCAGUGCAGUCCUGCAGGGCAGGGACAGGGAAAUGGAUGAAUGGACCAGAAAAGAAACUGGAAACAAACCCAAUAUUUACCAGAAUUGAGUAAAUAAUAAAAACCAUUUUAAAUAUUUAGUAGAUGAAAUUAUAAUUUGGAAGUAAGGUGGGAACCUUGCUGAGGUAGGAACUAUUUCAUUUCCCAGCCUAACCUCCCUGCUCAGGCUAUAGUAGACAAGUUAAAUGACCCAGAUAAUCAUGAAUUCAUUCUUAUCAUAUAGAAAUUAUGAAGUCCAUCCCCUGAUAGACACUAUGGAAUCUAUAAUGCUACAUCUCUGAAGAACUUCCUGAGUGCUACAGUUUAGAAGUCAAAUGUCCCCCAACAGUCCAUGUGUCAAAGGCCUUGUCCUUGGGGUGGCACUAUUGGGAGGUGCUCUGGACUUUUAAGAGUUGAGGCCUCGUGGGAAGUCCUUGAAUUAUUGGGGGCAUGCCCUUGUAGGGGAUUGUGGGACUCUGGGCUCCCGUUUUCUCACUUUUGUUCCUGGUUCAUGAGGUAAGUACUUUUGCUCCACUAUAUAACCCCCCCCUCCCCCAUGAUAUGCUGCUUUGCCACAGGCCCCAUGCAAUGAGGCCAGUCAGUUAUGGAUUGGAACCUUCAAAACUUAUAGCCAAAAUAAACCUUUCCUUGUAAAAAGUUA